Molecule: messenger RNA, 1734 nt
Organism: Lactuca virosa
Lineage: Eukaryota; Viridiplantae; Streptophyta; Magnoliopsida; Asterales; Asteraceae
Source: the annotation of a GenBank genome assembly
AUGAACUUUGCUGCUAAUAAGAUUCUCCUUGCAACACUAGAAAUGGCCUGCAUUUCACAUAAUCUUGGAGCUUCAAUGAAGUUAGGUCAUCUUCCUGUAUCAAAUCAGAGACAGUUUCCAAACAAAAUUUCCCAACUCUUCUUCCUACAAACCAACAAUUUGAAAUCAUCAAAAACUUUUCAUUCCCAAAACAAUUCCUACUGUUUAAACCGCUUCAAAUCCUACACCACCAUUUUCAACAGCAUUUCUUCAGAUCAUCUACAAGAAAGAGUGACGGUAUUGGUGAUUGGUGGUGGAGGAAGAGAACACUCACUUUGUUACGCCUUGAAACGCUCUCAAUCCUGUGAUGCUGUCUUCUGUGCCCCUGGAAAUGCUGGCAUUUCAAACUCAGGGGAUGCCACGUGUAUUGAAGAUCUUGAUAUCUUCGAUAGUGAAGCUGUGAUAGCUUUUUGUAGAAAGUGGGGUGUUGGACUUGUGGUGGUGGGUCCCGAAGCUCCUUUAGUUGCAGGUCUUACAAAUGACCUUCUUAAAGCUGGCAUACACGCUUUUGGCCCUUCAUCAGAAGCCGCUGCUUUGGAAGGUUCCAAGAAUUUCAUGAAGACUUUAUGUGAUAAAUACGGAAUUCCAACUGCCAAGUAUGCAACAUUUAAGGACCCAUUAGCUGCAAAAACAUACAUAAAAGAACAAGGUGCUCCAAUUGUGGUGAAAGCAGAUGGGCUAGCAGCAGGGAAAGGAGUGAUUGUAGCCAUGACACUACACGAAGCAUUCCAAGCAGUAGACUCAAUUCUUGUCUCAGGGUCAUUUGGGGACGCGGGUUCUUCCAUAAUUGUGGAAGAGUUUCUAGAAGGUGAAGAAGCCUCUUUUUUUGCUAUUGUUGAUGGUGAGAAUGCCUUACCUUUAGAAUCCGCCCAAGAUCAUAAACGGGUUGGUGAUGCGGACACGGGUCCAAACACAGGUGGCAUGGGCGCAUAUUGUCCUGCACCCGUUUUGACUCAAGAACUUCAAUCUUUGGUUAUGGAGUCCAUCAUUCUUCCUACUGUUAAAGGGAUGUCAAAAGAGGGGUGUAAGUUUGUUGGGGUUCUUUAUGCUGGACUCAUGAUUGAAAAAAAAUCCGGAUUACCGAAAUUAAUCGAGUAUAAUGUCCGAUUUGGAGAUCCUGAAUGCCAGGUGUUGAUGGUUCGUUUGGAGUCGGAUUUAGCACAAGUUUUGCUGGCAGCCUGUAAAGGGGAACUAAACUCGGUGAGUUUGGAGUGGGCCCACGGGUCAGCCAUGGUGGUGGUGAUGGCCAGCAAUGGAUACCCUGGAAGCUAUGUAAAGGGAACCAAGAUUCGGAAUCUUGAAGAUGCUGAGGUGGCGGCUCCUGGCGUUAAGAUAUUUCAUGCGGGGACAGCUGUCGAUGCGGAGGGGGAUUACGUGGCGACAGGUGGCAGGGUUUUGGGUGUGACAGCAAAAGGGAAAGAUCUUGAAGAAGCAAGAGAGAGAGCUUAUCGAGCUGUUGAAGAGAUUAAAUGGGAAGGAGGGUUUUAUAGGAAAGAUAUUGGGUGGAGAGCACUUCCUUUGAAACAAUUUUCCUCAAAAUAAGUUUUGAAAGUAUUUUUUAUGGAUGAUUUGUUUCAACAUUCCUUCCUGAAACCCUUUGAAUUUAAUUCCUAUGAUUUUUCUCGUUAGUGAAGUUACACAAGUAGAAGGUUAAUCUAUUAUUAAAUUUGAAAUAUAUAUUAUUUAAAUUUUGUG